UAUUAAUCAAAAAAUAUCAAUCAGUUCUUCUUGAUAUCUUCGUUUGAAAUGCCUCGCGAUAAUUCCUCUUCUUCUCGUCGUCGCCGUGGAUCAAAACGUUGCCCGACAGGGAUGAGCUCGAAUAAGACCUCUCGCUCAACUUCGUCAUCGUCUGUCACAUCAUCUUCAGGACAUGGUGCAUCGAGCUUCUCCGAGGAUUCGUCUGUUCGCUCUGUCACCAACAGUGUUAGAAGUACUAGAAGCGCUGGAUCUAUCAUGUCAAUGGCUAGUGCCGAGGCAAGUGUCGUUGCUCCAGAUCUGACAAUCUACCAUGGAGAUCGUAAGCAAUCCUACCAGCUCGCUGACAAGGGGAAAAUGGUCGUUAUCAACCGGAAAAAUGGGGUGAUUGUCUACAUGCUUCGUUGUGUCGACGGCCGUCGUGUCUACAUUGAGAAAUCUUCCGAAGGAGCCAGUCUUAUUCUGACUAAUCAACGUGGAAAAGUGAUCAAGGCAUUGGCCGGGCACUACUAGAGGAAUUGUGAUGAAAAUGCAGUACAAAAAAGAAGUAAAUCCAGCAAUUGUCCUCAUUAACUUGUGUAUUGUAUUUAUUUUUUUAGUAAAGACUGGAAGUAGUUCUG
Messenger RNA from Caenorhabditis elegans, 617 nucleotides. RefSeq names its product DUF4015 domain-containing protein. Bases 49 to 510 code for a protein of 153 amino acids. The record is from RefSeq and is marked reviewed. Lineage: Eukaryota; Metazoa; Nematoda; Chromadorea; Rhabditida; Rhabditidae. The transcript has 3 exons.